This is a messenger RNA of Penicillium antarcticum, 195 nucleotides long. RefSeq lists its product as uncharacterized. The coding region runs from base 1 to 195 and encodes 64 amino acids. The transcript has a single exon. The record is from RefSeq and is a predicted model, not a curated record. NCBI's taxonomy places the organism in Eukaryota, Fungi, Ascomycota, Eurotiomycetes, Eurotiales, Aspergillaceae.
AUGGACAUCCGUGCCCUCCAAUGCAAGCCUGCCAUACGAGAGACAUGCCGCACAAUACGCUCUAAGGCUGGCUUGGCGUGGGGAUGGUCUUGCCUAGAGAUCCUUCCGGGCUUGGCUAGGCUUACAAAGACAAGCUCCAACAAGACGGAUGGCGCUGUGCGCGUGGCCAUUGCUCCGUUGCGCCGAAAACUUUGA